AGCCCGCGCCCUGCCCACCGGGCCGCGACCCCUCUCCCGCCCCUUUGCCCCGGGCCGCGAGCGACGCCCGCGCGGCGAUGCACUCCGCAGCGGUGCACCUCGCGGCCGCCGCGGCGCAGCCGGCUGGCGCGGGCCUCGACGAGGCCAUGGCGGGCGCCCUCGACGGCGAGGCCAGGGCACUCCGCGAAGCAGCUGGGUGUCCCGAGGCCUGCGCGCGGCUGCUGGCCCUCUUCGAUGCUGGCCCCGCCGCCCGGGCCGCCGCCCUCGCGGCGGUGCGCGGCCGCGUGCCCGAGCUCGCCUUCGACGGCGCUGGCUGCCGGGUGGUGCAGCGGGCGUUCGAGGAGGCAGACCGCGAGCUCGCGCCCGAGCUGCUGGCCGAGCUGGCCGGGCGCGUGCGCGAGGCCGCUCGCAGCCCCCACGCGAACUACGUGAUACAGAAGGUCGUGACCGUCGCCUCCCCCGCGCAGAUCUCCCUGGUCGCCCGCGAGCUCCUGGGGGCCGGCCCGUCGCUCGCCCGCCACCGCUGCGGCUGCCGCGUUCUCUGCCGCCUGGCCGAGCACAGCGGCCCCAGCGCCGUGGUCGUGCGGCCGCCCCCGGAUCCGCAGUGGGCGCCUCACCUCUGCACCGUCACCAUGCCUAGGCCAUCUUGGGCCCUCCUUCUGCUCCUCCUCCUCCUACUCCUCCUCCUCCUCCUCCUCCUCCCCCUCCCUCUUCCUCCUCCUCCUC
This is a messenger RNA of Prorocentrum cordatum, 726 nucleotides long. The record is from the annotation of a GenBank genome assembly. Lineage: Eukaryota; Dinophyceae; Prorocentrales; Prorocentraceae.